AUGUACGGAAAAUACUCUGCCACAUCCUACUGCUACCUUGCGCGCUGCUCUGAACUGCCAAAACGUGCCAGAGGACUGUACCAGAACCAGGUGUUCUGCUUCAUCCAUCUGAGUGUUCAGGAGUUUCUGGCUGCUCUUCAUGUCCACCUGACCUUCAUCAAACAUGGACUCAACCUGAUGGGACAAGAUGAAUCAUCUAAGAAUCCUGGAAUAUGUGAUCUAAGUUUUCUUCAUCAGUGGGCUGUGUACAAGGCCUUAGAGAGUCCAAAUGGACACCUGGACUUGUUCCUCCGGUUCCUCCUGGGUCUUUCUUUGCAGACCAAUCAGACUCUCCUACGAGGCCUGCUGACACAGACAGGAAGUAUCUCACAGACCAAUCAGAGAACAGUCCAGUACAUCAAGAAGAAGAUCAGUAAGAAUGAGUCUGCAGAGAAAAGCAUCAAUCUGUUCCACUGUCUGAAUGAACUGAAUGAUCGUUCUCUAGUGGAGGACAUCCAACAGUCUCUGAGGUCAGGACGUCUCUCCACAGAUAAACUGUCUCCUUCUCAUUGGUCAGCUCUGGCCUUCAUCUUAAUGUCAUCAGGAAAAGUUCUUGAUCAUUUUAACCCAAAGGACUAUUCUACUGACCAGAGGGUUAUUGAGAGGAUGCUUCCAGUGAUCAAAGUCUCCAUACAUUCUGAGUAAGUACAGAUAUUGUAAAAAAAAUAGUGCUGAAAUUGUUGCUUUUUGUUCAUAGAGCGCUGAGGGAUACUUGUAAUAACAGCAUAGUAAGAGCGGGACAAUUGGACAUGGAUGUCUCCACCCUGUUUAACAACAGGUUGUCUCUCUAAAGAUGGCUUCUUCUCUCAUCCCUCAAACCUGGAAAUGUUGUGGUUGGAGUCAGUCUGAAGGUCAUGGCCAUCUGUGAACAGGCAGAGGAGCAGCUUCAUUUUCAUUGUACCCACAGUAAAAUGCAGCCAUGUCAGUCAAUUAAUACUAUCGUGAUACUCUGGUUCAAUUGUAGCACAUCUGAAUUAGUUGAUAAGGUUAGUACUGCAGGUUACUGCUGGUCUUGUAUGAUCUUGUUUCUGUGAGGAAGUAGUUUCAUUUCUUACAUUUAUCCUGAAAAGUCCAAUGUUUUUUCAAUAACAUCAUUUCUCAGAGCGUAUGUCACUAUCAGUGACACAUGGAGUUUUAAAUGUCAGUAUGAGAGAGAUGCUGUUGUCAUUGUUACUUUCCUCUUGUGAAUAAAUAUGGCUUAUUAUAGUAGUUUUUGUAGGAGAUGAGUCCCUCCUAAAGAUUUUCUGUCUCUAAGCUGAACCCCUAAUCUGUAGAUACUGUGUUACACUCCUGCUCAUAACUUUAAGACCAGUUGAAAAAUGGCAAGACAUUUUGCACUGUUUGAUCAUAAGGAAUGUUUUAAGUAGAGCUUCAAAAAUGCAAAAACAAGAAAUGUGAGUAAGACAAAAACAAA
This is a messenger RNA of Austrofundulus limnaeus, 1453 nucleotides long. Its product is annotated as protein NLRC3-like. The transcript has 2 exons. The record is from RefSeq and is a predicted model, not a curated record. The coding region runs from base 1 to 684 and encodes 227 amino acids. NCBI's taxonomy places the organism in Eukaryota, Metazoa, Chordata, Actinopteri, Cyprinodontiformes, Rivulidae.